GCGAGAGGCGGGGCCGGGAGGAGACGGCGAUGGGGCUCGCUGAGGAGGAAGAAGGGGGGCGAAGGCGGCGCCGCUACUGCUGCUGAGGACGACCUUUCCCCGGUGGAGCGAGUGGGACCCCCGUCCCCGCCCUGCCCUGACAAGGCCCGGGCGGGGCUGGUCCCGGCGGCGGCGGCGGCUAAGAAGAGAGAGGAAUAGAAACUGUCAAGAUGAGCAGAAAGCCUCCAAAUCGUCCUGGGAUAACGUUUGAAAUAGGUGCUCGUUUGGAAGCACUAGAUUACCUACAAAAAUGGUAUCCUUCCCGCAUUGAGAAAAUAGACUAUGAAGAGGGAAAGAUGCUUGUCCACUUUGAACGCUGGAGCCAUCGUUAUGAUGAAUGGAUUUACUGGGACAGCAAUAGAUUGCGCCCCCUUGAGCGACCGUCGCUAAGGAAAGAGGGUCUAAAAGAUGAUGAUGAAUUCAUUGAUUUUAAACCUGGAGAAGAGGUUCUAGCUCGUUGGACAGACUGUCGAUACUAUCCUGCAAAAAUUGAAGCAAUUAACAAAGAAGGAACCUUCACUGUACAGUUCUAUGAUGGAGUGAUUCGUUGUCUUAAAAGAAUGCAUAUCAAAUCCAUGCCGGAAGAUGCCAAAGGGCAGGCGCGAGAGAGGCGUCAGAUAGCACCGGAGCUGAGAUUAGUGACGGAUAACGAGCCACAUGAAGACUGGAUAGCUUUGGUCAAAGCUGCAGCAGUGGCAGCAGCCAAAAACAAAGCAGGAGUUAAACCACGGACCAGUGUGAACAGCAAUAAAGACAAAGAGGAGCGAAAGUGGUUUAAACUACCUUCAAAGAAGGAAGAAACAUCAACCUCCACAAUUGUCCAGGAAGUCCAGAAGAAGGAAGAGCAGCCUACAUCCAGUGAAACAUUUGGUUUCCCUCUAGUGGACGUCCCAAAGAUUGCCUUUGUACAGGCAGAGAAUGCAUUAGCACACAAGAGGAAAAAUAAUCUAGGCAACUCAUUUCAGGCAAAGAGGGCUCGUCUUAACAAGAUCACUGGGUUGUUGGCCUCCAAAGCUGUCAGUGUUGACGGUGCUGAAAAAAAGGAAGACCACAAACAAGCAGCUCCAGUCUUGGAGCAGGAGAUAUCACCUAAGCCUCAAAGUCAGAAAAAAAAUGAAGCUGAUAUUAGCAGUUCUGCCAACAUUCAGAAAUCUGCACUGUUGCCCUCAACUUUGUCUUCAGGAAAGGCUCGCAGCAAGAAAUGCAAACAAGAAUCUGGAGAUUCUGCAGGGUGUAUAAAGCCCCUUAAAUCACCAAUUUCCCCAGAGUUAAUACAAGUGGAGGAUUUGACCCUGGUCUCCCAGCUUCCUUCUUCUGUGAUAAAUAAAACUAGUCCAUCACAACCACUGAAUGCCCUUAAAUCCUUCAAAAAUAGCCAGCGGAGAAGAAGAUCACAGCGCAUAGCGACUGGUUCGUUGCUUCAUGAUUCUCUAGAAAAAGUUCCUUCUCCCUCUCCAGUCACUGAUGGAAAAGUGUUCUCCAUCAAUGUCCCAAAUCAACUGCGAGCAUUACUGGAGGUUCCCAAUGUUGCUCAUGUGUCACUUGAGAAGCGCGGACUGUGUCUUCCUCUUGACUUAAGCCGUAACUUGGAUAUUUCAGCGUUGUUAACUGCGGAGCCUGCUUUCUGCAGUGAAUACCCCAGUAAAGUGAAGGAAGCUAAUCAAAUGGUUAUAUGUCAUUCUUCUAAAGCAGUAACUGAUGGCAAACUAACCCCAGUGGCAUCAGGAACAGUGAAAACCGAGAGAAAAGCAAAAUUGGAAGACAGAUGUUCAUCAUUGCUUGGUAAAAAGAAGGAGAAGGAUAAAGAAAGAAAGGAGAAGAAGGAGAAGGAUCAUAAGUCAAAACAGAAAAAGAAGAAGAAGAAAAAGAAGAAAUCAAAGCAGCACGAUUAUUCGGAUUUUGAGGAUAGUUCUCUUGAGUACUUGGACAGGUGCUCCUCCCCAUUCAACAAGUCUCCCGGGAGCUCAUUGACGCUACGAAGCACGACUACGGAGAAGAACAACACGUCAUAUCAGUACCCACGAGCUAUUCUGUCUGUCGACCUUAGUGGUGAAAACCUCUCUGAUAUGGAAUUUUUGGAUGAUUCUUCUACUGAGAGUUUGCUGCUAAGCGGUGAUGAGUAUAAUCAGGACUUUGAUUCAACCAAUUUUGAAGAAUCUCAGGAUGAAGAGGAUACUCUCAAUGAAAUUGUCAGGUGUAUCUGUGAAAUGGAUGAAGAAAAAGGAUUCAUGAUUCAGUGUGAAGAGUGCCUGUGUUGGCAGCACAGCGUUUGCAUGGGGUUGUUGGAGGACAGCAUUCCAGAGCAGUACAUCUGCUACAUUUGCAGGGACCCACCUGGUCAGAGAUGGAGUGCCAAAUAUCUCUAUGAUAAAGACUGGUUGAAUAAUGGCCACAUGUGUGGUCUGUCUUUUUUAAAAGAGAACUACUCUCACUUGAAUGCCAAAAAGAUAGUGUCAACACACCACCUCCUGGCUGACGUGUAUGGUGUUACAGAAAUACUGCAUGGGCUACAGCUGAAGAUUGGGAUACUAAAGAAUAAGCAUCACCCCGACCUUCAUCUGUGGGCUUGUACAGGUCUGCGGAAGGAUCAAGACCAAAUAACUCUUGGAGUAGAAAGAAGGGUAUUGGCUGUGCCAGAUACUAUUAAGCCACCUGAAAGGACGUACCAUGGUCAAAACCAUAAAGAGCCCCGUAGUUUGCCCCAGAAGAUGGAGGAAACGUACAUUACAAGUGAGCACAGCUACCAGAAGCCCCAGAAUUUUGGUCAGGACUGCAAAUUGAUGACCGACCCUAUAAGCUCAGACGACGACGAUACCAGCAGUUUCGAGGAUGAUCAAGAGCUUCUCUUAGAAGAUAAAAACUGUUUACAAUAUUCAUCUAAAGAAGAUGGUUUCAGCCAUCAGAGACACUCAGCUGAAGGGAACACUGUGUUUGUAUUUAAUGAAAAAAGAGGAGCCGAAGAACGUGUGGACUCCCGUCUUCAGUGGCAGCUAAACCUCCUCACCCACAUAGAGAACGUACAGAAUGAAGUCACUAGUAGAAUGGACCUGAUUGAAAAGGAAGUGGAUGUUCUAGAAAGCUGGCUUGACUUCACUGGAGAAUUGGAGCCACCGGAUCCCCUUGCACGACUGCCUCAGCUCAAGCGUCGGAUCAAACAGCUCAUAUCUGACAUGGGAAAAGUCCAGCAAAUAGCAACGCUUUGUUCAGUAUGACAAAAGGAAGGCUAAAGAAAUACACAAAUAGGCUCUUGCAAUGAGUUUCUUAUUAUCCAGAAGACUGAAUUUUAAAAAAAACAGAAGCUAGAACACUAUUCCCUGUUCUGUGCCGAUCGUCUCAUUAUCCAGAAGAUCUAAAGAAGGGGAGAAAAGGAAAUGGAAGAGGUAUCAAGGAAGGGUCACGCUAAUAUGGCCUGCAAGGUUGUAGAAAAAAUGCUGAGAUUGUUUCUUCUCUCCACACACAAUGAGGUCGAAAACUCUACGAAGGAAUGUUUCAUACGUUUUCCCAGGCAAUAUCGGGGUGAAAUCCUCAAACUGGUUAAAAACAACAAAUUAAGCCAGCUAAAGAAAGCCACCUUGGAAAAAGGAUUGAAUUUGCAAUAUUUUCAUUCAGUGUUGAUAGCAGAACAAGUAGAUUUGUAACUGCUGGCAUAUUGAAGGAUGGAAAAAUUGAACAAAAUGCCUGUCCCUUUUGUGACAGAUAUUAUCCAUGAAAAUGAAAACUGCUAGCUUCCUUUUUGAAAAGAGACUGUUUUUUGUGGUGGCCUCUCUAUGAAUAUUAUUUUUUUAAGCAAAACCUUCCUUGCAGUGAUCUUAUGCUCGUUUUUAGAAACAGAAGUGGGAGGAUAAAGGUCAUUAGUGCCAAAUAACACUUUAAAAAACCACUGAAACAGGAGAGUUGAGUCGGUGGAACAAUGUUUCUCUUCCCCCACCCCGCUUCCCCGGCAAAGUCCUCCAUAUUGCCAGCAAACCAUCCGGAAUUGUACCUAGUCCAUAUUUGUGUUAGCUGUAACUACAGUAUUCAGGGAUACAGUACCAUUUUAAAUUUCUUUCUCCUGAAUGGCUCUGGUUAGCUCUCCUAAAUACUUAUCCUCAGCUGGAUUGAGGAUUGAGAAGAGUGUCCACAAUGCCAGCAAUUUGAGAUGAAAUUGGGGGCGUUUCCAAUGUUUACUAUUUUUAGACUUUGUCUGAAAAACCUGAAAAGACGUUGCAACGUGGGGUGUCUAUGUAGGCAGGUAUCUCUCUGUGAGAUCGGCCUGUCGUAGGCCAAGAAUCUUGGAAUGGAUCAACAGUUCCUGUAUCUUUGCCCAAAUAAAUCUUUCCCACACUGUUUGAAAUGAGGAAUGACCUGUAGGAUCAUCCCCUGUGAAUCAAAAUCAUAGUGUGUUGGUACCUGCCCUUCUAAAGUGGAUAUGGUGAAAAUUCAUGAUCUGUUAGAGCAGCCUUCCUCAACCUGGGGCGCUCCAGAUGUGUUGGACUACAAUUCCCAGAAUGCCAACUCCCAUGAGUUGGCAAAGCAUUGUGAAACCAAAGUCAGUCUAGUUGCCAUUUUAAAAAAAAAAGUUGUUUCUGGACCAAGUCCAGAGUCUUCACUUUACUCUUGCUGAUCUGCAUUAUUUCUGCACCCAGUGCUACAAUAUACAUUUGGGGAUAUGUAUAUAUGUCUCUCUGCGUGUGAUUCUGUAAAAUAUAGUCAAACGCAGAAAGACAUACUACAUAUUUAUAAUGACAAGUCUAGUUUUAUUACAAUAGACUAAGACCUUGGUGACAAAAUAUUUAAAAUGUUACCUUUUAACCGUUUCUUAAAAAAGAGAGAGAGAGAGAGAGAGAAUGAGAAAAUGAAAAUAAUGUAUGUACAGGUUUUGAAAUUUGUAAAAAAAAAUUAAAAAUUAUAAAAAUAUUGACUGUUCAAAAGAGGCUGUAAUGGAUGAUAGCAGAGUACUUGAACUCUUUAUGCCUCCCCGACUGUUUCAGUGCUGGUGAUCGGAAGAAAAGCAUACGAGAGAGCUGCAUAAUGGGCAGUAAACUUGAAGCUCCCCCUCAGAUAAAAGUACAGGCACUGUACAUGACAAAUGUAUUUAAAUUUGCAGAUACACUGUUCUAUAUGUAAGGUACUGUAUGUAAAGCUGUUUAUUAAACUAUUCUGCAUACUCUG
Messenger RNA from Elgaria multicarinata webbii, 5190 nucleotides. It is a transcript of the gene PHF20L1, whose product is annotated as PHD finger protein 20 like 1. Lineage: Eukaryota; Metazoa; Chordata; Lepidosauria; Squamata; Anguidae. The record is from RefSeq and is a predicted model, not a curated record. Gene Ontology annotation, biological process: regulation of transcription by RNA polymerase II. Gene Ontology annotation, cellular component: NSL complex. The transcript has 21 exons. The coding region runs from base 210 to 3251 and encodes 1013 amino acids.